Cariama cristata (Red-legged seriema) is the source of this 779-nucleotide messenger RNA. It is a transcript of the gene TFAP2E, whose product is annotated as transcription factor AP-2 epsilon (activating enhancer binding protein 2 epsilon). Gene Ontology annotation, biological process: regulation of cell population proliferation; regulation of transcription by RNA polymerase II; anatomical structure development. Gene Ontology annotation, molecular function: DNA-binding transcription factor activity, RNA polymerase II-specific; RNA polymerase II transcription regulatory region sequence-specific DNA binding. The transcript has 4 exons. The annotation marks the transcript as partial. Lineage: Eukaryota; Metazoa; Chordata; Aves; Cariamiformes; Cariamidae. The record is from RefSeq and is a predicted model, not a curated record. Gene Ontology annotation, cellular component: nucleus.
UGCCCAUCCCCUCGAAGGCCAACGGCACCACCAUUUCCACCCUGUCCAUGAACAAAGAUGGUCUGAUCGGAGGGGUGACGAAUCCCAACGAGGUCUUCUGCUCCGUGCCUGGCCGCCUCUCUCUUCUCAGCUCCACCUCCAAGUACAAGGUGACCGUCGGGGAGGUGCAGAGAAGGCUCUCGCCCCCCGAGUGUCUCAACGCCUCUCUCCUCGGCGGAGUCCUCCGCAGAGCAAAAUCAAAAAACGGGGGUCGGUGUUUAAGGGAAAGGUUAGAGAAAAUCGGACUAAAUCUACCUGCAGGAAGGCGCAAAGCUGCCAACGUCACCCUGCUGACAUCCCUGGUGGAAGGUGAGGCCGUUCACCUGGCUCGGGAUUUCGGGUACGUCUGCGAAACAGAGUUCCCAGCCAAGGCAGCAGCAGAGUACCUGUGCCGACAGCACUCCGACCCCACGGAGCUCCACACCAGGAAAAACAUGCUGCUGGCUACCAAGCAAAUUUGUAAAGAGUUUGCAGACUUGAUAGCCCAGGAUCGCUCGCCGCUGGGGAACAGUCGCCCCUCCCUCAUCUUAGAGCCCGGUGUCCAGAGCUGUUUGACUCAUUUCAGCUUGAUAACCCACGGCUUUGGGGGCCCGGCCAUCUGCGCCGCGCUCACCGCCUUCCAGAACUACCUGGUGGAGUCCCUUAAGGGGUUGGAUAAAAUGUUCAUGAACAGCACAGGGAACGGGCACACGGCCGGAGACUCCAAAGCGUCAGAAAAAGAAGUGAAGCAUCGGAAAUAA